Messenger RNA from Zea mays, 1404 nucleotides. RefSeq lists its product as uncharacterized. The coding region runs from base 120 to 1061 and encodes 313 amino acids. The transcript is spliced from 11 exons. The record is from RefSeq and is marked provisional. NCBI's taxonomy places the organism in Eukaryota, Viridiplantae, Streptophyta, Magnoliopsida, Poales, Poaceae. Gene Ontology annotation, molecular function: protein serine/threonine phosphatase activity.
CUUCCCCACCCGCUGUCAGUCUCACUCCCCGCGCGCGCGCUCUCUCUUUCCUCGCCUUCGCCGCCGGCGACGAGCUUGAGCUCGAGCUGGUUCCUCGUAUAGAAGACGACGGCCGCGGUAUGGAGCCCAUGAACGUAGACAACGGCGGCAGCGGUGGCCUUGACGCGCAGAUCGAACAGCUGAUGCAGUGCCGCCCGCUCGCCGAGCAAGAGGUUAAGGCACUGUGCGAGAAGGCCAAGGAGAUAUUGAUGGAGGAAAGCAACGUUCAGCCUGUCAAGAGUCCAGUGACAAUAUGUGGUGAUAUACAUGGACAAUUCCACGAUCUUGUAGAGCUUUUCCGAAUUGGCGGGAAGUGUCCAGACACCAAUUACUUAUUUAUGGGAGAUUAUGUAGAUCGUGGCUACUAUUCUGUUGAGACUGUCACUAUGCUAGUAGCACUAAAAGUGAGGUAUCCACAUCGAAUUACAAUCCUUCGUGGAAACCACGAGAGUCGGCAGAUCACACAGGUGUAUGGAUUCUACGACGAAUGCCUACGAAAGUAUGGCAAUGCAAAUGUAUGGAAGACAUUUACGGAUCUUUUUGAUUAUUUUCCUCUGACAGCUCUGGUGGAAUCUGAGAUUUUCUGCCUUCAUGGUGGUCUAUCUCCAUCAAUUGAAAAUCUUGAUAGUGUGCGCAGCUUAGAUCGAGUCCAAGAGGUUCCCCAUGAGGGACCUAUGUGCGAUCUCUUAUGGUCAGAUCCAGACGACCGAUGUGGUUGGGGCAUCUCCCCUCGCGGUGCUGGCUACACUUUCGGGCAGGACAUAUCAGAGCAGUUUAAUCACACAAACAAUCUCAAACUCGUAGCUCGGGCUCAUCAAUUAGUUAUGGAGGGAUAUAACUGGGCUCAUGAGCAAAAGGUUGUCACCAUAUUCAGUGCUCCAAAUUACUGCUAUCGAUGCGGCAAUAUGGCAUCCAUUUUGGAAGUUGACGACUGCAACAGCCACACAUUCAUCCAGUUUGAACCAGCCCCUAGGAGAGGUGAGCCAGAUGUGACGCGAAGAACACCGGAUUAUUUCCUUUGAGCUGUCGAUGUUACCGUUUCCCAGCCUGUGUCGUGAUAAUCGAUGUCAACGUCUGCUGGAUCAAGGGCCAGACAGAAAUAACAGGGGAAUGCCGAAGCACUAUGCCCAGAGUUUCACCCUUUUCAGGCGACAGAGAAGGGCGGCCAUCCACCUACAACUCUGGCCGCCCUCUGUUUUAUGCAGUUUUUACAGAGUCGUGGAACUGGCCAAAAAGACCGGAGUACCAUUUGCACCUGUGUAGCGUAAGCUUGUACUACAAAUAGGCGUGUGCUAAUCUGUAUCACCAUUCAUCAAUUGCAAGGAACUGUUGAACUCCUUCCAUCAGUAAAGUAAAUUUUGGUAA